CGACAAAUAUACAUCCCUCACUCUCGUUGUAAACAUUCGCUCCAAAAUGAGGACUGCAUUUGCACUUCUUGGCCUGGUUGGAGCAGCCAUGGCAGGCUACAAGCACGGCGACGUAGUGACCAAGACCACCGUUGUUGAGGUCGUCUACACCACUGUCUGUCCUGUGACCGAGACGGUGCACAAGCCAGGCCAUACCUACACCACCACCUUCACCACCACUUCCAAGGUGUACACCAAAGUCCCUACUGUCAUCUAUGAGACCGUGCAUGGACCGGCCGUCACCGAGACUGCCAAGGAGGUCGUCCACAAGACUCACACCAAGCUCAUUCCUGUGACCGAAGUGAAGACCAUCGACGGCAACACCGUGACUGUCACCUACACCAAGACCAAGGCCGUUGUUACCGAGGUCCCUGUGACAGACACCGUCUACACCACAAUGCAGACUACCGUCCAUGAAAAGACGGACGUGUAUGUUACCACGACCUGCCCGGUCACCACCUACACAACCAUCGUUGAGGGAGAGACCCAUGUCAUCACGGCAACCAACACAAAGACCAUCACGGUUACCUCGGCUCAUGUCGUGACCGAAGUUCAUCCCAUCACCAAGACUCACUACAAGGACGAGACCGUCGAGGUUGUCGUUCCUGGUGCCUCAACUGUCAUCCAGCAGCCCACGCACUACGUUACAGUUGGCAACACACUUACAACCACCCGCGAGGGGCCCCCUGUCACGCUGGUCAGCCCUACAACCCUGACCACGCAGGCUCCCGUCACUUCCGCAGAGGCUCCUCCGGUGACCACUUCGCCUGUUCCCACUGCCGCGGCCGAUGCGAACAACGCCCCCAUCAUGGCCCUGGUAGCUGGAAUCAUCGGCGUCGUCGCCCUUGCUUAGAGAAGUUCUUGAAUUAUUUGGGGCUUUCUGUAGCCUACUUAAUCCCCCUCCCUUUUUUUUCUUUCUUUUCUUCCCCUGAUUAUAUUUUAACAGUAGGAGGUCUGGAUCCUGAAACGGCGGACCUCCUCUGAUAAUUCAUUUUGAGGACGUUCAUGACACUCCAUGGAAUAUGAUGGCCACGCCUUCGACGAGACAUAUAUUGUUUUUCCUCUCCUUUCUUUUCUUCCCUUUUUUUUGCCGGGGAGGUGCUAAAAGUUUUGACAUUUUUUAUACUUAUCGCU
Pyricularia oryzae 70-15 is the source of this 1173-nucleotide messenger RNA. RefSeq lists its product as uncharacterized. NCBI's taxonomy places the organism in Eukaryota, Fungi, Ascomycota, Sordariomycetes, Magnaporthales, Pyriculariaceae. The coding region runs from base 47 to 892 and encodes 281 amino acids. The record is from RefSeq and is a predicted model, not a curated record. The transcript has 2 exons.